Messenger RNA from Ahaetulla prasina, 1037 nucleotides. It is a transcript of the gene ATP1B2, whose product is annotated as ATPase Na+/K+ transporting subunit beta 2. Gene Ontology annotation, cellular component: sodium:potassium-exchanging ATPase complex. Gene Ontology annotation, molecular function: ATPase activator activity. Lineage: Eukaryota; Metazoa; Chordata; Lepidosauria; Squamata; Colubridae. The coding region runs from base 138 to 1007 and encodes 289 amino acids. The transcript is spliced from 8 exons. The record is from RefSeq and is a predicted model, not a curated record. Gene Ontology annotation, biological process: potassium ion import across plasma membrane; intracellular potassium ion homeostasis; sodium ion export across plasma membrane.
CGGCUUGGGCUCCAGGCAGCAGCUCACCUGUUUUGCUUCGGGUGGCAAAGGCCCUGAGCGGCUUCUUCUUCUUCUCCUCCUUCUUCUUUUUUGGUUUUUUUUUUUUUUGCAACCCCCCCCCCCUCCCAGCCCCCGCCAUGGCCGUCGAGAAGGAGAAGAAGACCUGCGGGCAGGUGAUGCACGAAUGGAAGGAGUUCGUCUGGAACCCCCGCACCCACCAGUUUAUGGGGCGCACCGGCAGCAGCUGGGCCCUUAUCUUGCUCUUCUACUUGGUCUUCUACGGCUUCCUGACGGCCCUCUUCACCCUCACCAUGUGGGUCAUGCUCCAGACCGUGGACCCCUUCAUCCCCAAGUAUCAGGACCGCCUCUCCAUCCCAGGCAUGAUGAUCCGUCCCAAGACGGAUGCUCUGGACAUUACCUACAACUUAAGCGAAACCGAAUCUUGGGACAACUACGUGAAAAUGCUCAACGGCUUUUUGGAAGCCUACAACGACUCUCGGCAAGUGGCCAUGAACGAAUUCUGCCAGCCCGGCCGUUACAACGAACAACCCGACAACGGGGUGUUGAACUACCCCAAGAGGGCCUGCCAGUUCAACCGCACCAUGUUGAGGGAUUGUUCGGGACUCAACGACUCGACUUACGGCUACCAGGAAGGACGGCCUUGUAUCCUGGUUAAAAUGAACCGGGUCAUCAACUUCUAUGCAGGCGCCAACCAGCCCAUGAACAUCUCCUGCACGGCCAAGAAAGAGGACGACACGCAGAAGCUGGGCGAGCUGGCCAUGUUCCCCGCUGACGGGAACAUCGAUCUUAUGUACUUCCCGUAUUACGGGAAGAAAGUUCAUGUCAACUACACUCAGCCCGUGGUGGCCAUCAAGUUCCUCAACCUGACCUUCAACCACGACCACAACAUCGAGUGUAAGAUCAACGCCCUCAACAUCGCCACCACCGACGAGCGAGACAAGUUUGCCGGCCGCGUGGCUUUCAAAAUCCGGGUCAACAAAGACUGAAGCUGACAACGGCCCCCCCCCAACCCCCCC